GUCACAUUCGCCGCUAGGGAUGAAAUCACUUGUUGGUUGCAUUCUCUGGGAAGGUCCCUUUGCCUCUGCAGUGUGUCUUGCUACAACUGGCUGACUGCACUACCAGGAAGAUGACGUCCAUGGAGGUGGAGGCCGGCCCGUCGACAUCGGCCGGCCGGCCGGCUGCCGUGAUGGCGGCGGCCGGCACCAGCCCGAGCGUCACGGUGCAGCUGCACCCGCUGGUCAUCCUCAACAUCUCGGAGCACUGGACGCGCAUCCGCGCCCAGCAGGCGGCGCCGCGCCAGGUGCUGGGCGCGCUCAUCGGCCAGCAGAAGGGCCGCAACGUCGAGAUCAUGAACUCGUUCGAGCUGGUGUUCGACACUGUCGAUGGCCAGAUCGUGGUCGACACCGACUACUAUGCCAUGAAGGAGGAGCAGUUCAAGCAGGUGUUCGAGCACAUGGACCUGGUGGGCUGGUACACGACCGGUGGCGCGCCGGACGCCUCCGACAUAAGCGUGCAUAAGCAGGUGUGCAAGCUGAACGAGAGCGCGCUGCUGGUCAAGCUGAACCCGCAGGCCAGCUGCAGUGAGCUUCCCAUCACGGUGCUGGAGUCUGUUAUGGAUAUCGUGGACGGGGACGCGCAGAUGCUGCUACUCGAGACCGGCUACACGCUGGCCACCGAGGAGGCGGAACGCAUCGGUGUUGACCACGUGGCGCGUGUGACCACCAGCGAGUCGGGCGACAAGUCGGUGGUGGCCGAGAGCCUAGUGCCACACCACGGCGCGCUCAAGAUGCUCCGCAGCCGCGUCAGCAUCAUCGUUCGAUAUAUCAAGGCCAUGCAGGCGGGCCAGGUGCCCGUCAACUACGACAUCCUGCGCGAGGCGUACAGCAUCAGUCACCGGCUUCCGGUGCUGGAGUCGUCGCAGUUUACGCAGGACCUCUUCACGCAGAUGAACGACGUCACGCUGAUGACGUACCUGGGCGCGCUCACCAAGGGCUGCGACACGACGCUGCAGUACGUCAACAAAUUCAACACGCUUCAUGACAAGCAGGGUGUGGGCCGGCGCAUGCGCGGAAUGUUCUUCUGAUAGCUGAUGCGUGCGGAGGCGAAUCGCGUGCUGCGUGUGCUGCAUGCUGGAGCGCGGAGCGGCGGCGCCGUCGGCAGGUGGCGCAUGGACGCUGCUGUGCUGCCCUGUGUUGGUGCGCGGCGCGCCUGUGCCCGAUGCCCCGCCGCCGUGCCGGCCGGCCGGCGGUGGUCGGGACGCUCUGGCUGCCGUGCUCGUGACCUCCGCCCGUGACGCAUCCGUGUGACGCAGCGGCGUGCGCGCGACGUCGGCGUCGGAGGUAUCUUGGCGCGUGGUUGGCCCACUCGUCCUCAACUGACGCGUCGGUGGAGUUCCGUUCCGAGGGAGUCUCCAAUAGAAUGCGUUGCUUAGGGCUUUGACCACGCGAUGGUGCGCUUUGCAUUGAGCAGUCAGUGGAUGAUGCCAGGCUGAUCUGGACUGAUGUCAUCUCGUCCGGCUUGGUAAUGGAGUGGAAGUGACUCAGUUCAGUUCACGCUGAAAUGAAACACACCUGUCUGUGGAAAAUGUAACCUACUUGUGUUUUGCCGUCUGAACCAAGCAGCUGGCUGAUAUAUACCUUCGGUGGCCAA
Pollicipes pollicipes is the source of this 1633-nucleotide messenger RNA. It is a transcript of the gene CSN6, whose product is annotated as COP9 signalosome subunit 6. The record is from RefSeq and is a predicted model, not a curated record. The coding region runs from base 111 to 1067 and encodes 318 amino acids. Lineage: Eukaryota; Metazoa; Arthropoda; Thecostraca; Pollicipedomorpha; Pollicipedidae. Gene Ontology annotation, biological process: protein deneddylation. Gene Ontology annotation, molecular function: metallopeptidase activity; protein binding. The transcript is spliced from 2 exons. Gene Ontology annotation, cellular component: COP9 signalosome.